AUGAAGUCCUGGGAUGGCCUCAACUACUACACAACCAACACAACCCUCUGGGUUGAGCUCAUGAACCGCAGCACCGAGGAAUGGGGCAUCGGCUAUCUCCCAGCCAAGCUGGUAGCCAUCCCGGGCAAGUUCAACAGCAGCUACAACAUCUCAGACGACGCCAUCCUCAUCCAGCACGCGGCCCAGAGCAAGGCCGGCAGCCGCGACACGGAAAAGAUCAUCUUUGGCGUCGCGUCCGGCAUCGUCAUCCUCUUUAUGGCGGCGUGGAUCGUGUACAAUUUUGACGAUCUUAAGCCGCCAAAGGACGAUGAUGAAGGCGCAGGCACAAAGACUGGUGAAGAUGCCACCAGCACGCGCACCAGGACGACAGAGGUCACUGCCAACGAGAAGGACGCCCAAGAAUUUGGAGCGUUUUGCCAGCAGCUCAAAGACUUUUACUACAGCGACAAAAAGUCCGAACUCGAAGCCGCAGAGCGCGACAUUGUUGAAGAGAGCGGCCCAACUGUCGAGAAGCCCUGGGUGGGCGACAUAGAAGAAGCAUCCGCACUCCUCCGCAAGCUAUACAGCCUCAAGAUUACGAUGCGCAACGACGGCGACUCGGAGCAUGUCACUCUCGCAGAGCGCAACAGACACCUCGCCGAGAGCGAUGCCAUUCUUGCAGAGGUCAACCGGCUCAUCGAGGUGAGGGCUGCCGCGAUGCGUGAUCCCAGCCAGCUGAGGGCCGAAGGCGAGGAUAUGACCGAAAUGGAGGAGAUUGAGACGGCAUUGAGCGAGAUAGAAGCCGAGAACCAUGCGCCGAUGCGCUGGGAUGAUUCGCAGCGAAGCAGGGUGAGCAGGGUAUCGCGAUAA
Molecule: messenger RNA, 849 nt
Organism: Fusarium keratoplasticum
Lineage: Eukaryota; Fungi; Ascomycota; Sordariomycetes; Hypocreales; Nectriaceae
Exons: 1
Coding region: 1-849 (282 amino acids)
Source: RefSeq, a predicted model, not a curated record